AUGAAAUUACUAUCAUUUAGAAAGGACUCUCGCUCUCAUGCAGAAACCUUUGAGAAUCUGUAAGCAAGAAUAAGAGAUUUUUCUUAUAAUAGACUGUAUAAUGCAGUAUCCAAUCAACCUAUUAGAAGUGAUUCUACUAAUAGCCAACUUCAACGCUAAGACCUCUAAUAGAUCAUUAAGCAAAUACUCGAUAAUGGAACCAAAUCAUUUAGCAGUGGGUAUAAAUUAAAAGAAUAUCCUUAUUCUCCAAGUAUACAAUCACCAAAUCAAUUGGUUUAAUCUCCAAAAUAGUUUGAAUAUAGCAAUGAAAAGUAAUCUAAUCAGAAAUCAGUUGACCCAUUCAAAUUUGAAACAUUUGGAUUACAUUCAGAUUAAAAUAAGAAAAAAGAAGAUUGUCUACAAUCUGAUGAUUCUUAUUCAAAUGAAAUUGCAAAAUUAAAAAAAUAAUUGGAACCAAUAUCCAAUGUUAGUAGAAAUUAAUUAACAGAAUUAGUCAGAAUAGCCUAAGCUACAAUAAAUGAUAAAAAAAGAAUGUAACAAAACAAUUAGAGAUAUUAGUGGUAAGUAGAGUCUGAAGAUUCAUAUUAAGAAUUUGAUUCGAAAAUCCUUGAUUUACAACAAAAACUAAAAAAAUCAAACGAUUAAUGUGCUUUAUUAAAAAUAGAAAAUAAAAAUCUUAACAACUCAUUAAAAGAUGCUGAAUUAUAACUCAUAAAUUUCCAAGAAAAGUAAAAGUAACAAGAUAAGGAGUUUUCUUAUUUGUAAAAUUAAAUACAAGAAUAUAAUGAUAAUAAUUCUAAAUUAAGAAAAUAAAAUGAUGAGUUGGAAUAUGAAAUCAAAGUAUAAGAACAAUAUAUCAACACUCAAAAACAAAAUAAUUAGUUAAGUGACUUAAAUUUUUAGAAAAAAUUAAAAAUCUUGAAAUUGAUAAAUAAAAUUUAAAGGAUGACAUUUCGAAAUAUUAAAUCCAACUUACCAAAGAAAGAGAAGAAUCAUCAUUAAAAGACGAAAAAAUAUUUGAUUUAGAAAAAAUAAUAGAAUCUUUAAAAGAAUAGGUUUAAGACCAUUCUACCUAAUCAAACCAAUAUAAAUUAAAUAAAUUAUAUAUCUUAAGAAAAAUAAGAUUAAUUUGACAACUUCUUAGAAAUCAAAUAAACUUUAUUGAAUCAAAUUAAUUAGCAAGAAUAAGAUUAUUAAUCUCAAUUAGCAUAAUUAGAUGUUUUAAAACAAUAAGAAUAAUUUAAAUAAGAAAAUUAAUCAUUAAAAGAUUAAAUAAAAAUAAUUCACGAAGAUUUAAUUAAACUUAAGGAAGACAAAGAAUAAUUAUAAAUAUAAAAUGCAAAUCUAACUUCUCAAGUAGGUUAUUUAUUGUAAUAAUCUGAAGAAAAUCAAAUUUUAAUUAAAGAACUAGAAAGUGAAAUUAAAAAACGCUAAUUGCAAUCUUAAGAAUAAGAGAUGCAAAUUUAAUACUAUUAAGAUCAAAUAGAAAAAUAACAUUAAUAAAUUACAAACUUAUAAGCUUCAUUAAAUCAAUAGAAAAAUACCAUAGAUUAAUUUAAUAAUUAACGUAUAAUUUAUCAACUUGAAAUAGAAGAAGCAACCAACUUUAAUAAAUAAUUGCAAAAUCAUUUAAAACAAAGUGAAGAUUAGAAUCUAAUCUUAAAUAAAGAAAAAUAAGGUCUCAUUUCAAACAUAGAUGAAUUGAAUAAAGCAAAUGAUUAUCUUGAAAAAUAAAUAAUCUCAUAUUAUUCUGAAAUAAAUGAAUUAAAAAACUAAUUAAACUAAUAGGAAUAAGAAUUUAAAUAAAUACAAGAGUAAUAAUAACAAUAAGCUCAAAAUGAAAAAGAAUUUUUAAAUGAUUUAAGUUGUUAAUUUGAAAGGGAAAUUGAGAACCUAAAAUAGGAACUAAAUAAAUAUAAAAUAUUAAUUGAUAACUUAAAUAUAUAUAUAGGACAACAAAAAAAUGAUAUCUAAUAAUUAAAUGAAAACUUGGAGAAUAAUUAUGACAAAAUUAAUGAAUUGAAUAAUUAAUUAAAUUAUUAAAAGAAUUAAAAUUAAUAAUUCACUUAAAAAAUUGAAACUCUAAAUAAAGAAAUUUAAAAUCAACAGCAAUUACUCACUAAACUAAAAGAAAAAGAAGAUACUUUUAAUUAAAUCAAUCAUGAGUUUAACUUAUUACAAGAGUAAUACUAAAAAAUUAAUGAUUUGUUCUUAGAAUAGUAGAAUAGUCUUUCAUAAAAUGAAUACUCCUUAACCGAAUAAAAAAAAUAGACUUAAUAACUUUAAGAUGUUAUAAAAGAACUGAAAUAAUUAUUAAUUGUUUCAAAUGAAUAAAUCAAUCAAUUGCAAACUCAAAUUGAAAAUAAAGAAGAAAUGUUAACAUAAAAAAAUGAAUUAGUUGAUUCAACAAAAGGUAAGAAAUUUUAUAAUUAGAGUGUAAAUUAAAGAGAGCAAAUGAUCAAAUACGAUGACGCAUGA
Molecule: messenger RNA, 2478 nt
Organism: Paramecium tetraurelia
Lineage: Eukaryota; Ciliophora; Oligohymenophorea; Peniculida; Parameciidae
Exons: 5
Source: RefSeq, a predicted model, not a curated record